Molecule: messenger RNA, 1192 nt
Organism: Gigantopelta aegis
Lineage: Eukaryota; Metazoa; Mollusca; Gastropoda; Neomphalida; Peltospiridae
Product: beta-1,3-galactosyltransferase 5-like
Exons: 1
Coding region: 28-876 (282 amino acids)
Cellular component (GO): membrane
Molecular function (GO): hexosyltransferase activity
Source: RefSeq, a predicted model, not a curated record
UACCGAUGGUAUUUUACGCCAAGGCCAAUGCGAGUUUCUCCUUUAGACUAUACAAUUUUAAAACAUUCUGCAAGGGCAUGCGGAGCCAACGAAAGACCCCAGUUGGUUAUUCUAGUGAUGUCAUUACAUCACAUGACGUCACAACGACAAGCCAUUCGUGACACCUGGGGUAGUGUGUCCACCCUGGGUACAUGGCCAGGGACAACAGAACAAUUUUCAAUUAGACUAUGUUUCGUCUUGGGUCUUAGUAAAAACGAUUCCUUAAACAUGGCUGUGGACAAAGAAGCAGAAAAAAAAGGAGACUUGAUCUUGGUAGACAUUGAUGACACUUACUACAAUCUGACACGCAAGGUCUUGAUGGGUUUCAAGUGGAUCAAAGAGUUCUGCCCCAUUGUUAAACACGUCAUGAAAGUUGACGAGGAUACGUAUAUAAAUAUUCCUCAGUUUAUAGCAUUAAUCAACUCCCGUGAUUGGAACAAUCUCAUAUAUGGGCCAUACUUUCCUUCCGCACGGGUAGAGAGAGUUGGAAAGUCGAUGGUAUCGGAGGAAGCCUAUCCUAUAGCUGUGUACCCUCCACACGUGAAGGGGAACAUGUACUGCAUGUCCGUCACUGUUGCCAUGGAGAUCCUGGCCGUCUCCGAAUACAUGCCCUACGUGAACAUGGAGGACGCGUAUAUCACCGGAAUACUGGCUAAAAUAUUCGACGUCAGACACGCUGGACUGCCGGGAAAACAAUACGAUUUAUUUUCAGCUGCUACCCCUUGUGAAUUAGCAACUGGGAAUAAAAUGGUUUCUCAACAGAUAUUUAAUCAGACCUUUUACAAAAUAUGGUUCGGACUUAAAGACCCUUCACUGUGCCUCACAAAACACCCAUAGGUAUUGUUGUUGUUUCUUUGGGUUUUUUUGUUUGUUUGUUUGUUUGUUUGUUUGUUUUAUUCACAAAUACCCUGUUACAAUUAACUGCCCCAAUCCAGGAGAAAAGGGACAGGUGGUCUACAUGACCCAGGAAUGAUGGUUGGGUUGUUUUGUUGUUUUGGGGGGGUAUUUAUUUAUUUUUUGUUAAAACUAACCAAUAAAAAUUUCAAGUAAUCUGGGAUUACUAAAAACAAUAUUUGUAUAACAUUAAAUAGUAGACCUUAGUGAAGAGUGAACGAUAGUGAUUUUGUGAAUUAAAUUUUUAUUUAUACCUUUC